ACCAGAGUUUUUUUCAAUCAUCCGAACAGGGUUAUGAAAUUGUUCUUGUGGACAUCAGCACCGGGAAUUCAUUUUUGAGGUCAAUUUCCAAUCGAGAUAAAUCUAUUGGAUUAGUAGGAUUAUCUGAUUGCAACCGAAAGAAGUAACGUUGUUUGAUCAUUUGUAUUUCUUUCCUGAUGGUCGGAUUUACAUGGAGGUGGCUUUGGGUCCCCAGGAUUCUGGAUCGUGGUUGCAUCUGGAGAGAAAAAAGGAUCAAUCGACACGUUUUGGAAGUGUCCGUGGGUGAAUAAAAAAGGAGGGAGGGGGGGCAAAACUAGGGUUGCGGAUGCUUAAAGGAAAAAAAAAAAAAAAAAAAAGAGAGAGAGAGAAAAGGAAGCGUCGUGAAUCCUGAAACAAGAAUUACUGGGUGCUCGAGAUUUCAAAAAAGCGUCUAGAAACUGGUAAAUACUUUGACCAUUUCAGCUUGAAUUUGAAUUUGACGGCGAAGUGUUGCAGAAACGGUCUUCUUGAAUCACUGCAAAGGGACCGGGGAAAGAUGAGGGGUCUCCCUCUGUGGAUUUAUCUUGCUGAGGGAUAUAGACCCGCAGCUAACUGGAUUUGAUUUAUAAGAGAGAAAACUACAGUCAAUGCCCACUCUUGCCACAUUGCUAAUAUGGAAAACAGAAUGUUGAAUAGGAUAUGGUCUGAUAAAGAGUAAUGAUUGAAGAUGCUGCUCCAAUACAUGUGAAAUCAAUGGGAGAUACCUGCUGUCUGAAGAUCUUUCAGAACUUUUCUCGACAAGCUCCCCUUUAAGAAAUCGGAGGUAUAUUCUACCAUUAUACAGUAUUUCUCAAGUGGAUAUAAAUACGUUUGCCUCACUGUAACCAGACAACUAGACACCUAAUGUGGGACCAUGGCACUGCCCAGAUGCAUGUGGCAAAAUUAUGUUUGGAGAGCAGUGAUGGCAUGCGUGGUACACAGGGGACUGGGUGCCCCAUUGACUCUCUGUAUGUUGGGAUGUUUGCUUCAGGCUGGUCAUGUGCUAUCACAAAAAUUGGAUGAUGUGGACCCACUGGUGACUACCAACUUUGGAAAGAUAAGAGGGAUUAAGAAGGAACUCAAUAAUGAAAUUUUGGGGCCUGUUAUUCAAUUUCUUGGGGUUCCAUAUGCAGCCCCACCAACAGGGGAACGUCGUUUUCAGCCUCCAGAACCACCAUCUCCCUGGUCAGAUAUCAGAAAUGCCACUCAAUUUGCUCCUGUGUGUCCCCAGAAUAUCAUUGAUGGCAGACUGCCAGAAGUCAUGCUUCCUGUGUGGUUUACUAAUAACUUGGAUGUGGUUUCAUCAUAUGUACAAGACCAGAGUGAAGACUGCCUAUAUCUAAAUAUAUAUGUCCCAACUGAGGAUGAUAUUCGGGACAGUGGGGGUCCCAAACCAGUGAUGGUGUAUAUCCAUGGUGGCUCAUAUAUGGAAGGUACUGGAAAUUUAUAUGAUGGAAGUGUCUUGGCAAGUUAUGGCAAUGUGAUCGUCAUCACAGUCAACUAUCGACUUGGGGUACUCGGUUUCUUGAGUACAGGGGAUCAGGCUGCAAAGGGGAACUAUGGACUCCUUGAUCUCAUACAAGCUUUAAGAUGGACUAGUGAAAACAUUGGAUUCUUUGGUGGUGACCCCUUAAGAAUCACUGUUUUUGGAUCUGGUGCUGGGGGUUCAUGUGUCAAUCUGCUGACUUUAUCCCAUUAUUCUGAAGGUAACCGUUGGAGCAAUUCAACCAAAGGACUUUUUCAACGAGCAAUAGCUCAAAGUGGAACAGCCCUUUCCAGCUGGGCUGUUAGUUUUCAACCUGCAAAAUAUGCUAGAAUGUUGGCCACAAAAGUUGGUUGCAAUGUUUCAGAUACAGUAGAGUUAGUGGAAUGCCUACAGAAGAAGCCUUACAAAGAACUUGUUGACCAAGAUAUUCAACCAGCUCGAUACCACAUAGCCUUUGGACCUGUGAUUGAUGGUGAUGUAAUACCAGAUGACCCUCAGAUAUUGAUGGAGCAAGGAGAGUUUCUCAACUACGAUAUAAUGUUAGGAGUGAACCAAGGGGAAGGGUUAAAAUUUGUUGAAAAUAUAGUAGAUAGCGAUGACGGUAUAUCAGCUAGUGAUUUUGACUUCGCUGUUUCAAAUUUUGUUGAUAAUUUAUACGGAUAUCCUGAAGGCAAAGAUGUUUUGAGAGAAACCAUUAAGUUCAUGUAUACUGACUGGGCUGACCGUCAUAACCCUGAAACCAGAAGAAAGACAUUAUUGGCUUUGUUUACGGACCAUCAGUGGGUGGCACCAGCUGUAGCCACAGCAGAUCUUCACUCAAACUUUGGUUCACCUACGUACUUCUAUGCCUUUUACCAUCAUUGCCAAACAGAUCAGGUUCCAGCUUGGGCUGAUGCAGCCCACGGAGACGAGGUUCCCUAUGUCCUGGGAAUCCCCAUGAUUGGUCCUACAGAGUUAUUUCCUUGCAAUUUCUCCAAAAAUGAUGUGAUGCUGAGUGCAGUUGUAAUGACAUACUGGACAAAUUUUGCUAAAACUGGUGACCCAAAUCAACCAGUCCCUCAAGACACGAAAUUCAUUCAUACCAAACCCAACCGUUUUGAAGAAGUAGCAUGGACCAGAUAUUCCCAGAAAGACCAACUUUAUCUCCAUAUUGGAUUAAAACCAAGAGUUAAAGAACAUUACAGAGCCAAUAAGGUGAACCUCUGGUUGGAGUUGGUACCUCAUCUGCAUAAUCUCAAUGACAUUUCUCAGUAUACCUCUACAACAACUAAAGUGCCAUCAACUGACAUCACUUUCAGACCUACGAGAAAAAAUUCUGUACCUGUCACGUCAGCCUUUCCCACUGCCAAGCAGGAUGAUCCCAAACAACAACCAAGUCCAUUUUCAGUGGAUCAAAGGGACUACUCAACAGAGCUGAGUGUCACUAUUGCAGUUGGAGCAUCACUGCUGUUUCUGAACAUCUUGGCCUUUGCAGCCCUGUACUACAAAAAGGAUAAGAGGAGACAUGAUGUUCAUAGGAGAUGCAGCCCUCAGCGCACUACUACCAAUGAUCUAACCCAUGCACAAGAAGAAGAAAUCAUGUCCCUCCAAAUGAAGCACACUGAUUUGGAUCAUGAAUGUGAGUCCAUCCAUCCACAUGAGGUGGUUCUUCGGACCGCCUGUCCCCCAGAUUACACACUAGCUAUGAGGAGGUCACCUGAUGAUGUUCCCUUAAUGACACCCAACACCAUUACAAUGAUUCCCAACACCAUACCAGGGAUUCAGCCCUUACACACAUUCAACACAUUUACUGGAGGACAGAACAAUACUCUGCCCCAUCCCCAUCCCCACCCCCAUUCACAUUCAACAACCAGGGUAUAGCCAGAUAACAGAAACAAACUAUUUUUUUGGUGGAUUGCAGUAAACGAUUACUGAAGAUUCCUUGGCUUUCAACCUACAAGACUUACUAUUUAAAUAAGGAGGAAUGUUAUGUGAAUAUACAUAUCAAGAACUUUGGGGGUUUUGAAAAAAAUGAAUUGUGUAUAUACAAAUCAACUUUAAAAACAAAUUUCAAUUGCUUGAAGCAAUUGUGCCGAAUGAUACUUUUUCAUUCACAUUCAAGAAUUAAUUUUUUGAAGAUUUAAGUUACAUAAUGGAAUUAGGCAUGUGGAACACCAAACAGGAAAGAACUAUGUCUGAAAUAUAAAAAAUAAAAAUAAAAAAACUAUGAAUAUGCACAAGGGACACACCAAUGGAAUGUCAGAUAAUUUUCACCAGUUUUUAUUUGGAGCCGUUUUAUUGUGUAGACCAUAUUUACAUAUUUGGAUAAGUACACAAAGCGUCAAUGCUGUUAAUGGCCUUAGCAAAGGCUCAUGCUGAAAUUUGCCAGUAAAACAAAGAAGUUUAAAGACUGGCAGGUACAACAUUAUCACAUAAGUGCUGUCAGUAUAAAGUUGUGGGGAUAAAGGAAACUGGAUAUUUUUAGCACGAUGUGCAUGAUAAUUUAUAUGCUUGGUGGCUGUGCUGCUGAUUAAGCCGUAAUUAAAAUUCUUCUGAUCCCAUUGGAGUUUUUAAUAGAAGCUUCCUCCAUCAAUUGGCAGAACCUAAAGAUUUUAAGGGGCAAAAGUAAUUACAAUAAAAUAAUUCACAGUAGUUUCAAUAUAGAAGGAAUUAGUUAUUAAAGGUAUUUGAAGAAACUAUAGGUAUAGUGGUGAAUACUCGCUGAUAUGAAUCCCAGAAAAAAAAUUCCCUGUUCUCAAUGUUCUUUUCAUUCUCAUCUAGAUAAUUUAUAGAACUAUAACCCUAAUUGGACAUGUGGUACAGGAUCUAUAAGUUGCUGUGUUUUUUUUGUUACUCUGUAUUUUGUUCCUUUUGGUAAGGUGAAGUGUGUCCAAAGAGUUACUUGCAACAGUCUUUCAUGAUAUGAGGAUGCCCCAGUAUUAACACUCUGAUUAUAGUUCUGAGUUCAUUGAUUUACUUAUGCUGCAUGACAAAACGUUUACUAAUAACAAUUCAUUAUAAAGUUAUGUCCCUCUUUACAUCACUUAUCUUUCUCACUGAGGUUCAUUCACUGGAAUUUACUCACGCAAUCUCAGUAGAGUGCAACGUAGAUACAGAACCUAGGAGAGUCAACACCUGGAGGAUUUUAGUCUUACACAUACGUGUGAUUUUAAAUGAAUAUUCUCAGACCACAGGAAACUCUUCAUCCCCCUGUUGUUUACCAGUAACAGUAUAUCACAGACCUUUCCAAAUGUUUGUAUAUGUAAUCAGAUGUACAUUUAUAUUUAAAAAAAAAAAUGAGAUGGACUUAAAGAGCACAUCCUGAUAAAUACUUUCUCUCUUACCUGUACUAUAUUUCUAUUAGACUAAAGUUAUGUGAUUUUUUUUUUACAUUUUUUCAGAUGACUAGCAAUUUUGAUAGUUUAUAAGAUAAUGCAAAGAACUUUCUCUGACAAACUAACUGCAGUAACAGAAACCUUUCUUUUCAGUUACUCUUUUUCAAGAAUGAAAGAUUAUUAUACAAAAAAAUUGUAUACUACUUGAUGGAACCAACUUUGUACAUCUUGGCCAUGUCACUGGUCAUUGUGUGAAAUAAAGAUAAUCUGGAUAAUGACUAUUAGUCCAAUGCUAAGAAACAUGAUCUUUGCUCAUUAAAGAGCUAAAAUGUUUAUUGCUGUUUUGUCUUUCUUUUUUCUAAAAAAAAAAAAAAAAAAUAGAAAAGAAAAGAAAAAGAAAAAAAGGAAAAGAAAAACAAAGAAACAUGACUGUCUCAAAGAGUAAUUUUUCUAGAUUAGACCAGUCGGGUUUUUGAAGACACAUAGGUAACUUUCAUAGAAAACACAAACAUGUAUUUAAAGGCAAGUCUCAUCUAAGAUGAAACUCAUAAAACUUUAAUGUUAUGAAUUUAAAAGCUCCAGAAAUUCAUGAA
Molecule: messenger RNA, 5411 nt
Organism: Mandrillus leucophaeus (drill)
Lineage: Eukaryota; Metazoa; Chordata; Mammalia; Primates; Cercopithecidae
Gene: NLGN1
Product: neuroligin 1
Exons: 6
Coding region: 893-3364 (823 amino acids)
Biological process (GO): presynaptic membrane assembly; synaptic vesicle endocytosis; chemical synaptic transmission
Cellular component (GO): postsynaptic specialization membrane; synapse; cell surface
Molecular function (GO): signaling receptor activity; neurexin family protein binding
Source: RefSeq, a predicted model, not a curated record